This is a messenger RNA of Chenopodium quinoa (quinoa), 837 nucleotides long. RefSeq lists its product as uncharacterized. The transcript has 2 exons. The record is from RefSeq and is a predicted model, not a curated record. NCBI's taxonomy places the organism in Eukaryota, Viridiplantae, Streptophyta, Magnoliopsida, Caryophyllales, Amaranthaceae. Bases 1 to 837 code for a protein of 278 amino acids.
AUGCUUGAUGAGUAUAGUGCUUUAAUUAAAACAGGGACUUGGGAAUUGGUGCCUAGGCCUACGGGGGUGAAUAUUGUUAAUUGUAUGUGGCUUUUCAAACAUAAAUUCAAAUCUAAUGGUGACCUUGAAAGGCACAAAGCUCGUCUUGUUUGUGAUGGCAGAUCGCAAGAAGUUAGUGUGGAUUGUGAUGAGACCUUCAGUCCGGUAGUUAAACCGGCCACUAUCCGUACAGUUCUCAGCUUAGUUAUGGCUAAAAAGUGGUCAAUUCAUCAAUUAGAUGUCAAAAAUGUCUUUUUACAUGGUGAUUUACAGGAAACCUUGUAUAUGCAUCAACCCCCAAGGGAUUGCGGUGACCCGUACACCCUCUUAUUUGCUACUUUCGCAGGAAAAGUAUGCACAAGAGAUUAUAGAGCGCAUGCAGGUAUGGACUCUUGUAAGCCUGCAGCUACUCCAGUUGACACUAAGUCCAAACUUAGUGCAGAUGCAGGACCACCAUUCCGAGAUCUUACUUUGUAUCGCAGUUUAGCAGGUACUCUUCAGUAUCUCACCUUCACUAGGCCAGAUAUUGCCUAUGCGGUACAACAGGUGUGUCUUUUUAUGCAUGAUCCCCGGGAAUCUCAUUAUGAUGCAUUGAAACGCAUUAUGCGUUAUGUUCAAGGUACCAUUGAUCAUGGCUUACAUUUAUAUCCAUCUGCUUCUCAUCGUUUGAUUACUUACACUGACGCUGACCGGGGAGGUUGUCCCGAUACCCGUCGUUCCACAUCGGGUUAUUGCUGCUUUCUUGGGGACAACCUCGUUUCUUGGUCAUCUAAGCGUCAGCAUACAUUAUCUAAGUAG